This is a messenger RNA of Oryctolagus cuniculus (rabbit), 14432 nucleotides long. The record is from RefSeq and is a predicted model, not a curated record. NCBI's taxonomy places the organism in Eukaryota, Metazoa, Chordata, Mammalia, Lagomorpha, Leporidae.
CAUCCUCUCCUGGUGUGUGCGCGCUUUAAAUAAUUUCCUUCUUUUUGGCAAAAGAAAUAAUGCACCUGACUGUACCAGGGGGAAGCAACCAGCCGAGCCGAACAAGGAACAGAUGUAAGAGGAAUAAAGGGAGAGAGCCAAAGAGAUGAGACUCGGUUAGAGACAUCCAGAGGCUGCGGAGGUGGCCGCCGCGGCAAGCAACCCGAGCUCCCCAGCGCGCGUGAGCUGCAGGCAGAGGACGGCUCACCAGUUGCAGGCGUAACCUGGGGAACUCCGGGGUCUGGAGGCUUAUUGGCCAAAGUCUUGGCUGCUUUGGCCCAGACCCUCAAGAGACUGGCAGUUACCCGCGUGCCUUCCCAAGCAGCUGGCAGAGAAAUGAGCCUUUCUGGGCGGAGGAUGGGCGAAGGGCGCCCGCAGUGGGGGUCUCGAGCCGGGAAGCGCCUCCCGCGCCCCGGGAGGAGAGGGUCACCCCGCGGGCGGCCGGGAGGCGGCGGUGCCGGCGCGCCGCGCUCCCUGCUCGGGCUGUUCGUGCACGCGUGGCUGUGGGCGGCCUCGGGCUCAUCUGCCCAGGUGUUCAACCUCAGCCUGUCCGUGGACGAGGGGCUUCCCCCGGACACGCUGGUCGGCGACAUUCGCGCGGGGCUGCCGGCGGCGCAGCAGCAGGAGGGGGGCGGCUUCUUCCUGUCCGAGGACUCGGACGACUCCCCGCUGCUGGAUGACUUCCACGUGCACCCGGGCACCGGCAUCAUCCGCACGGCGCGGCGCCUGGACCGCGAGCAGCGCGACCACUACAGCUUCGUGGCGGCCACGCUGCUGGGCGCUGUGGUGCAGGUGGAGAUCCGCGUCAACGACGUGAACGACCACUCGCCCCGCUUUCCCCGGGAGUCCCUGCGCCUCGACGUCUCUGAGCUCAGUCCGCCGGGCACCGCCUUCCGCCUGCCAGGUGCGCACGAUCCGGAUGCCGGGCUGUUUGGCACACAGGGCUACACCCUGGUGCAGCCGGUCCCCUGGCCGGAGGACCCCGCGGGACCACUCUUCCAGCUGCGCUACGGGACUCCGGGGCCCCCGCCGCUGCCGGCCUCCUCGUCGACCCUGGAGCCCCUGGACCUGGUGCUGCUGCGGCGCCUGGACCGAGAGGUGGCGGCGGCGCACGAGCUGCAGAUCGAGGCGUGGGACGGCGGCCGCCCGCGGCGCACGGGCCGCCUGCGCGUGGAACUGCGCGUGCUGGACGAGAACGACAACCCGCCCGUCUUCGAACAGGACGAGUACCGCGCCGCGGUGCGCGAGGACGCCCCGCCGGGCGCCGAGGUGUGUCGCCUGCGUGCCACCGACCGCGACUUGGGCCCCAACGGCCACGUGCGCUACCGCAUCCGCUCCCGGCAGGGAUCCGGUGCGGGGGCGGGCGGCGGGGACGGGGCCUUCUUCGCGGUGGAGGAGCUGAGCGGCGUGGUGCGGGUGCGGAGGCCUCUGGACCGCGAGGCACAGGCCUGGCACCAGCUGGUGGUCGAGGCCCGCGACGGGGGCGCGGAGCCUGAGGUCGCCACGGUGCGCGUGUCCAUCGCCGUGCUGGACGUGAAUGACAACCGGCCCGCCAUUCACCUGCUGUUUCUCACCGAGGGCGGCGCCGCCCGCGUCUCGGAGGGCGCCAGACCCGGCGACUACGUGGCUCGCGUCUCUGUGUCCGACGCGGACGGUGACCCGGAGAAGGAAGAGGAGGAGGCUGGGGAGCCCGGUGCAGGCAUCGGGAGCUCCAGCGUGUCGCUGUCCCUGGAAGGCGGGGAGGGCGCCUUUGCGCUGCGGCCCGGCGGCCGCCCAGGGGUAUUUUUCCUUUGCGUGGAGGGGCCCCUGGACAGGGAGAGCCGUGACCUGUUUGCCCUGCGCCUUGUGGCCACGGAUGCGGGGUCCCCGCCGCUGAGCACCGAGGAGACGCUACUGCUCCGGGUUGCAGACCUCAACGAUCAGGCUCCUGUCUUCAGCCGGGAGCAUUACCGGGCGUCAGUAUCCGAGGCCGCGGCCCCUGGCACCGCAGUCCUGUGGGUCAGCGCCUCGGACGCCGACGAGCCUGGCACGGAUCACGCGCGGCUUCGCUACGCGCUAGCCCAACUCUCGCCUCACUGUGCCGCGGAGGCUCCGCCGCCCACCGCAGAGUGCGGACCCUCCUUCACCAUCGACCCUGAGAGCGGAGUCAUCAGCACGCGCAGAGCCCUGGACCGAGAGGUCCAGGCGGCUGUGGAGCUGAGGGUGAUGGCCCAGGACCUGGGCGAGCCCCCGCUCUCUGCCACCUGCCUGGUGAGCGUCACCGUGGAUGACGUGAAUGACAAUGAGCCCGUGUUCCGCAGGCAGGUGUACAAUGCCACUCUGGCUGAGCAUGCUGCAGUCGGACAUUGCUUUCUGCAGGUGAAAGCCUCGGACGCAGACGCCGGGCUCUAUGGCUUUGUGGAGUACGCGCUCUAUGCUGGAUUCCAAAGCCAGGAAGCACCUCAUGCCUUCUCGAUUGACCCGCAGGAUGGGCGCAUCUGUGUUUCUCAAGACGUGGACAGGGAGAGGGAUCCAGCCACCUACGAUCUCCUGGUGAGAGCUAAGGAUGGGGGUGGGCUAAGUGCCCAGGCUUUUGUCCGUGUGGAACUGGAAGAUGUGAAUGACAACCAUCCUGUGUUUAACCCAUCAACGUACGUGACAAGCAUCAGCAGUCACGCUCAGCCAGGCACGGAGGUCAUCAACGUUCUCGCUACCGACAGGGAUUCUGGGAGUUAUGGAAGGGUGGCUUACGAACUCAUUCCAGGAGAGCUGUCAUCCCUCUUCACCAUCGACUCCACCACAGGAAUUAUUUACUCCACAUCAACUCUGAGUCAUUUGGAGUCCACCACACUCUUGCUGAUGGUCAGUGCUCGAGACGGCGGUGGGCUCACAGCUGCCACGAACGCUGACGUCACCAUCCACAUUCUCCAGACACCACUGGCUCCUGCAGAAUUUGAAAGGCCUCAGUAUAACUUCGCGGUUUAUGAAGAUGUGCCUGUGGACAGCCUCGUUGGGACAGUGAAGGCAAGAGAGCCCUUGAAUUCUUCAGAACCAAACUUGUACAGAAUUUCCUCUGGAGAUCUGGAUGGAACAUUCUCCAUUCACCCGUGGCUGGGCACGAUUCGCACCCAGAAGCCUCUAGAUCAUGAAGCACAGCCUGUGGUUGUGCUCACGGUCCAGGCGCAGCUGGGCAGCUCCGCAGCCUGCAGCAGCACGGAAGUCAACAUCACCGUCAUCGACGUCAAUGACAACCACCCCGUGUUUCCCAAAGCCUCGGAUGAGAUCACAGUACCGCAGACCACUGCUCCUGGCACAGCCGUGUACUUGGCGCGUGCAGAAGACAAAGACAGUGGGCUGAAUGGACUCAUCCGCUACAACAUCGCGAGCCCGAAUCCCGGCAUCUUCACCAUCCACCGGGAGCUUGGCGUGGUGCACCUCAGCGAGAGCCUUGCUGGCCACGUGCCGCGGAAUCACACGCUCACUCUCAGGGCCCAGGACCUGGGUGUCCCGCCUCAUGCAGCCCUGUUGCUAUUGACUGUGGUCAUAGAGCAGCCGCAACAAAGCCCACGCUUGGCUUUUGAAAACUUGGUCUAUCAAGUGGAAGUGAGUGAGUCUCUGUCGCUGAUGACUCAAAUCCUGCAAAUACAGGCCUACCCGCUCGGCCCACAGCCCAUAAUGUCGCAGGUUGUGUACUCACUGGAACCCAUCGUGAGCUCUGCCGUGUUUGGAGUCCACCCUUACACGGGCUGGAUUUAUUUGCGGCGACAGCUCGACUAUGAAUCUACACAAGCGUACACUUUCAGAGCCUUUGCCUGGAUCCCGGAGGAUAGAUUGUUGCAAAAUGUGAGCACUUCAGUAAUUGUUCAUGUCCUGGAUGAGAAUGACAACCCCCCCACCUUCUUGCAUGGUGUGUUGUUUUUGAAAGUUGAGGAGAGCCCUGCUCCCCAAGGGGUCCUAGGCAAAAUUACAGCAAUUGACGCAGACUCUGGAAAGAAUGGACAGCUCUCCUAUUUCCUUUUGUCUGAUGGAAAAUUCUUCAAGAUGAAUCCUAAUACAGGUGAAUUGAUCAGUUGGGUGGCACUGGAUCGUGAGCAUCAGACGCACCACCAGGUGACGGUCCUGGUGACGGACCACGGCUCCCCACCGCGGAACGCCACCAUGGCGGUUUAUGUCACAGUCACGGAUGUCAAUGACAACAGGCCCCUUUUCCCACAGUGUCUCCCUGGAGAAGAAUUGCACGUCAAGGUUCUGGAGGGCCAACCCGUAAAUAUGUUGGUCACAACUGUGUUUGCAAAGGAUCUUGAUGAAGGAAACAAUGCAGAAGUGAUCUAUUCAGUAGCUUCAGACCAAUCUGAUCACUUUAAGAUUGACGCCAACAGCGGUGAAGUAAGAACAACCAGGAUCCUUUCAUACGAUCAUCGAGCCUCCUACAGGAUGACUGUUGUCGCCAGUGAUCAGGGAGUUCCUCCUCUUCAGGGGCAGGCAGUUGUUAAUAUUCAGGUGAUACCACUGUCCACAGGGAGAGUUACCAUUGCUCAGAAUAUCAGACAUUUAGUUAUACCAGAGAACUUGAAGCCUGCCAAAGUGAUGAGCUUGAGAAAGCCCCCGGAUCACCUCCAGCAUCAUAAUGGAAAGUUGCAUUUUAGCAUCGCUGCAGAUGACAGCGACGGUCCCUUCGACGUCGACAGCACAACAGGAGACGUGUUCCUUGCCAAAGAACUUGACUAUGAAUUUAGAUCUCAUUACCUUUUCCGAGUGGUCGCUAAAGACUAUAGCAGGGACCCCAUCCCGAGCAGCACGGUCUUCCUCAGUAUCGACGUGGAAGAUCAGAAUGACCACUCCCCGUCUUUCCAGGAAGAGCUCAUUGUGAUAAGCGUGGAAGAGAAUGUCCCCAUUGGGACUCUGGUAUACGUCUUCAAUGCCAAAGACGGCGAUGGCAGUUUUUUGAACAGUAGAAUUCAAUACUCCAUUGAAUCCCACCACCCUGGAGUGAAUCCAUUCCUCAUCCACCCCUCCUUCGGCACACUGGUCACUGCAGCUGCCCUGGACAGAGAGAGUGUUGCCACUGUCACCCUGACAGUGACUGCGUCUGACCAAGCUGUGAACGUGACGGACCGGCGAGUGGCAUCCCUCAUUGCCAAAGUCGUGAUUCUGGAUGUAAAUGACCACAGCCCCACCAUUGUGUCUUCCCCUGUUGCCCACGUCAGAGAGGAUGCAGUGGUGGGCUCCUUGGUCCACCGUGUCACUGCUCGAGACCCAGAUGCGGGCAGGAAUGGAAAAGUCACAUACAGCAUCCUCUCGGGAAAUGAAAACAAGGCCUUUGCGUUAGACAAGUCAUCAGGCUUACUGACCACCGCCUGCCCCUUGGAUUAUGAAACUACAAGUCAGCACACACUGACCCUGCUGGCGCUGGACAAUGGCAUCCCUGCUCUCUCCUCCUCCCAGACCUUGACCAUCACCGUGCUCGAUGUAAAUGAUGAGGCACCAGUGUUUAAGCAGCGUGUGUAUGAAGCUUCAGUUAAAGAAAAUCAAAGUCCAGGUGAAUUUGUCACACGGGUUGAAGCUGUGGAUGGAGAUUCAGGCAUCAGUUCCAAGCUUCGGUUUGAAAUCAUGCCAGGGACUUCAUUUGACUCAUUUGAGAUAAAUCCUGACACUGGAGAAGUAGUGACAACCACGACGUUUGACAGAGAAGUUCAGCAAGUUUUCAUCCUUCGAGUACUUGCGCGGGACGGGGGUGUCCCUUCAUUGUCUGGCACCACCACAGUUCUCUGCACCAUUGAAGAUGUAAAUGACCAUGCCCCAGAGUUCAUCGUCCCCAGUCAUGCCAUUGAGAUUCCGGAAAACCGAGAGCCAGGGGUAGUCUAUACCGUUUUAGCCUCUGAUAUGGAUGCUGGCAAUAAUGGAGCUGUCACCUAUCACAUAAUUGGUGGAAAUACUGAUGGAUACUUCGCCAUUAAUGAAACAUCAGGAGAACUGUCAACCACUCAGGCUCUGGACCGGGAGCAUAUCAGCUCUUUCACCCUGGUCCUCCUGUGCUCCGACCUGGGCGUCCCCCCCAGGAGCUCCUCCAUGGAGAUGCACAUCAGGGUUCUGGAUGACAAUGACCACGGCCCUUCCUUCCCCACGCUCCAUUACCAGACCUCAGUGACAGAAGGUGCUCAAGUGGGGACGCAGGUCCUUGUGCUCUCUGCCGUGGAUGAGGAUGAAGGCCUGAAUGGGCAAGUGGAGUAUUUUCUGAUGGACGCAGCUUCUGGUGCCUUCACCAUUGAUCCCACAGCAGGCACAGUGAGAACCGGCCACACCCUUGACCGAGAAGCCAGGUCUCAGCAUACGUUCAAGGCAGUGGCCAGGGACCGUAGCACUCAGGGCUCAAGAAGCACCACAGUACUUAUCACUGUGUGUGUCACUGACGUGAAUGACAACGAUCCUGUUUGGGACCAGAACCCCCUUGACGUUUUUCUCUCCUCCUGGUCAGCUCCAAACCAGACAGCUGCCAUUCUGAGAGCCAAGGACCUUGACUUGGGGCCCAAUGGAACCGUCACGUUUGGCUUUGCAGAGACCCAGACAGUGUUUUCUAUUGACCACUAUACAGGAGAAAUUCAACUGCAGCAAAGUCCAUCCCCGGAAAGGUUUCCUAUGUGGCUGCAGUUAAGAGUUACAGAUCAAGGAGUUCCGAGCAGGACGACCACUGGUCUCUUGGUCGUUCACAUGGAAGGAGAAGAUGUCAAGAUUUCCUUCAGUGAGCAUCUGUAUGAAGGGCUUGUGACAGAGAAUUGUGAGGCAGGUACUUCUGUUGUGACUGUCAAAGCUUUGGCUGCUGACUCAAUUCAGGAUAGCAUUGAGUACUCAAUUUUUAGUGGAAAUGAAGAUGGAGUUUUCUUCCUGUGCUCCCAUUCAGGACAACUCACUGUCAAAGAUCCCAAGUUUCUCGAUUUUGAAGUCAGGAACGAAGUGCAGCUCAUCGUUGUAGCUGAAAGUGGUGGGCAGAGAGCGUACAGCAAAGUUGCAGUCUUGAUACAGGAUGUGAAUGAUAACCUACCCCGCUUUGGGCAAAGCGUUUACCAGGCAUCGGUGUCUGAAGGCCAGAGCCACAAUACUCAUGUCGUACAGGUUUUUGCUACUGACCUGGAUAGUGGGCUGAAUGGCCUCCUUGAGUAUUCUCUCGUCUCUGGCAACCAUGAAGAGGUGUUCCAGAUCGAUGCACUCAGUGGUGUGGUGACAACAAGGGUGGUUCUGGAUUAUGAGAGCAGCAGCUCCUACAGCUUGACUGUGCAAGCCACAGAUAGAGGGAUGCCCAGACUUUCAGCCACAUCUAUGAUCAACAUACAAGUGACUGACAUAAAUGACAAUGCCCCGUCUUUUCUCAUCUCUGAAGCAGUGCAAAUUGCAGAAGAUUCUUUGCCUGGUCUGAUUGUGUCUCGGGUAUCCGUUCAUGAUGUGGAUUUGAAUCCAGCUUUCGUCUUCAAUUUCGCCAACGAGAGUGAUCCUGGAACCAAGUUCGCUAUUGAUCAGACCACUGGAGACGUGGUGCUGGUGAAAACUCUGGAUUUUGAAGAAGCUGCUAAACAUGAGUUGCUCAUCCAAGUUUCCGACUGGGUGCACCUCACAAAGGGAGCGCUCACGGUCCAUGUGUUGGAUGUCAAUGACAACCCCCCGAUAUUUUCUCAAGAUUUCUAUCAGGUCACAGUUCCUGAGUCGGUGCCCCUGGGGUACUCAGUGCUGACUGUGUCCGCCACAGACUUGGAAAGCAAAGAGAACAUUUCUUACAGGCUGCUCUCCUCCGCUGAGGAAUUCGCAAUUGACCCAGUGAAUGGCACAAUAUUCACUAUCCGUCCUGUAUUAAUUCUGGAUGGAAUAUCAACUAUUCAAUUUCUUGUUGAAGCCAGUGAUGGUGGAAUUCCUAACCUGAGGGCUUUCACAGCAGUGGAGGUAGAAAUUCAAGACACCAAUAACCAUGCCCCUGAGUUUACAGUGGAAUACUAUAAUCUUAGCUUGAGUGAGGACGCUCUGGUCGGAAGCACGCUUGUCACGUUCUCAACCAUUGACCGAGACUGGACCCGGGAAAACACGUACGUGGAGUACUCCAUCCUUAGUGGGGAUGCACAGAACAGUUUCCACGUGGGAACGAGUUUCACUCACGCCGAAUAUCCUUAUCAGCAAGUUGGUCACCUCGUCUUGCAUCACAGUCUAGACCGGGAAGCAGCUGCCUCUCACCGGCUGGUCAUUCUUGCGUCUGACCGUGGCUGCCCUGCGCUGAGCGCCACAGCCGUCGUAUCAGUAGAAGUCCUGGACGUCAAUGAUAAUCCCCCCGAAUUCAGCAGUCUGAAGUAUCACGCCCACGUCAAGGAGAGCACCCCUCUCGGGAGUCACCUCACAGUGGUCUCGGCCGAUGACGCUGACGUCGGUUCACACGCGAACAUCGUCUACCGUAUCAUCUCUGGAAACGAGAAGGGACAUUUCCGCUUAGAAGAUGAAACGGGGGUUCUCUACCUGAUGAAACCCCUGGACUAUGAAGAAACGAUCAGAUUCACUUUAACUGUCCAAGCUUCCGAUGAGAAGGAACAUUUUUCUUUUGCCGUCGUGUUUAUCAACGUCCUAGACGAUAACGACCACGCGCCUCACUUUCUGCUCUCAAGCUUGCACUGUGUGGUUCCGGAAAACCUGCCCGUGCCCGCCACCGUGUGCUCCGCGAAUGCUUUGGAUUUCGAUGCGGGUCCCUACGGGGAGGUGACCUAUUCCAUCGUGGCACCUUGUUUUGGCGCUCACGGAGCGCCUCCCGGUCAUGGCCUCUUCCUCAUUGACCCUUUCACGGGGGACAUUCAUGCUAAGCAGGCCGUCGAUUACGAAAACGGCAGUAAGUACUGCCUCACGGUGGAGGCCAAAGACAAAGGCGACGCCGCAGCUUCCAUGACAGUUUGGGUGGAUAUCGAGGGGCUAGACGAAUUCGAACCCGUUUUCACCCAAGAUCAGUAUUUCUUCAGCCUCCCAGAAGAGAAGGAAGUGAGACAGCCGAUUGGCAGAGUGGAGGCCUCAGAUGCAGACGCUGGCGUCGAUGGAGUCGUUCUUUACUCCCUUGGGACGGCUUCUCCUUUCUUUUCAGUAAACGAAACUACUGGAAGUAUUUAUUUGGUGAGAGCCAUGCCCCUCCUCAGAAGUCAAGUCAGCAAAGACGACACCAUGGAACUGAAAAUAAUCGCUCACAGCCCCAAGGCGGACUCCAAGUUCGCGUCGUGCACAGUUUUUGUGAACGUGUCUUUUUCCCCUGCGGGGCAGCACUCCGCAGUGUCCCACGGCAGCUUCUCCAUCAGCCUCGCGGUCUCCUUCUUCGUGUUUCUGUUACUCGUCUGCACUCUGAUUGCGCUGACUUUAAGACACAAACAAAAAGACGCAGUCACCCAUUCCAGGGAGAAGAAAACAUCACCGUCCUUAGAUGCCACGUUGAGGCUGACGGGGGACGCCAGCGUGUUCAAGGCCUUCCACGGUGCCCAAGACUGUGGAGCUGAGACGGGACCUGCGGACCCCACGCCCGAGUGGCUGAGCUUGAUCAGUGUCAUGGAGAAGGACAUGGCCACCCUGUACAGGCACUCCAACUCCAGCGGACACUGCUCUGUGGAAGGAGAGACGGCAGAGGAUAAGGAAAUCCAAAGGAUCAAUGAGCACCCUUACAGAAAGGACUUGGACUCAGCACUGGGUGACAGAGAGUCCAGGGUGCCCGACUCGGGAAUCCCCAGGGACUCGGACCAGCUCUCCUGCCUGUCUGGGGACACCGAUGUGAUGGUCACGGCCGAAGCCACAGAAAUCAGCCACCUGUCUGAGGGCAGAGAUGGGGGAGGUGACGGCAGCACCCCCUGUGCCCAGCAGAACGUGUUACCCCAGACCCUUCAGAGGAGAGAGGCCAAAAAGGGCAUGCCAGUGGAUGCCAGCAGAGACUCUCUGGUUAUGUCAGGUGACCAGGAAGCAAGAGGGUCAGCUCCUCCAGCUCCGAGAACAUCUGAUGGCGAGGUCAGGGGCAACUCCACCUGGGACUGUCUCCUCAGCUGGGAACCCAAGUUCCAGUCCCUGGCCUCAGUAUUUAAUGACAUAGCAAAACUAAAGGAUGAGCAUUUGCAUACACCCAGCAUUCCAAAGGAGAAGAGAUCUUUUGUUUUCCCACCGCCUUUGAUAACUGCAAUAGCCCAGCCUGGGAUUAAGGCAGUGCCACCCAGAAUGCCAUCUGCAGCUGCAGGGCCGCUGCUUCAGAGGUACCCCCGCUCCCCUCUUCUCUACCACCUCGGCUCUCUGCCAGAGGCCAUGACUCCCAGCUUUUCUCCCUCGCUUUCCCUGUUGACCGUGCAGACCCCGGCCACGUCGCCACUGCUGUCAGAUGGAGGAGCUUCAGGAGCACACGUGAGCGGGACCUGCCAAGAGCUUACAGCAGAAGAUGAAGUCCAAAUAUAAGACACUUGUGACAAUGCACCUGCUCCCCAAUGGCCACGAGUGACUGAACACAACAUGCUCAAGCAAGCUUAUUCUCCAAAAGCAAGCGAUACGAUCUAGACAGGGUUUUUAAAGUCUCCCAUGUAACGUUUCUCAAAGCUUCUCCUAGCCUUAAUGAGAAGUUAUUUUCUCCUUGAAUCUUUUAUGUUUUCCUCUCAGGACUCACAUCUGUGGCUAUCAGGUAAUGUAUAUUCUGUCACAGCUGGCUUUCUGGAUGAUGAGGUUUCCAAAGGGCACCGUGAACUUGACUGGCUGUCACAAUGCGUAUACGGAGAUGAAGUGCUGUGCGCUUGGGUCCCAUUAUGCUGAUCGCACUGCUGUCUCUACUACCAGUUAGUAAGGGCUAGAGGGGGGGUGAGUUUAGGGCAGAAAGCAACAAAGAAGGGAAAUCUGGAGGGAUAUGCUUUAAGUUUCAAGAGGAACUGAUUCCUUUAGCAAUAAUGUCUUUCCACUUGCCUCAGACACCACACCUGGGGAGUGCAGCCCUAAUUCGACUUUCAGUGUGAUGAAUUUCAUUUGGAAAACCUAACGAGAAAUUAAGAAUGAAAAUGGUCAUAUUUCUCUGCCCAUAGGGUGAACCAAAUAAGACGCACAUUCCUCGUUAAAUGUACCAGAAACGCAUGUUCUUGAUAGAAGGCCAGAAUCAACAGUAGCAAUGCUUACAAAGUUGGCUGGCACCUGAGACACGUGACCUUGGCCUUCUUUACAAACAGAAUGAUGAGUUGUUGUUUUUUUCCAUGCUCUGUCUUGUCACAUGGUACGGGUACAGACAUUCAACUUCCGAGAUUAAUUUAUAGAAAUGUCUUCAUCUUAUUUUCUUCUGGGUACAGUAAGUUUGGGUAUGGAAUAAUUUAUCCACUAAAUGUCAGUUUUCCAAGUUUUUGUAGAUAAAAUUAUGUUAUUAGCUAAUUAUAAAUUUCAUAGAGUAAUUUAGCAAUAUAUUUUUAAAUGAAGAUUUUUUUAUAUAAGUGUUUCUACUAUAAACAUGAAGAAAUGAUGCCUGAAGUCUUUGUUCCAACUGCUUAUACUUGUUUAGCUCUCACUGUCAUUAGAUGGAGCCUUUGGCAACGUGGUUCCAAUAAUACUGCUUUGUACAGUUACUAUUUCAGAAAUAUAGUAAUGUUGAAUGGUGCUCAGAUUUAAGGCUCUGUCCUCACUGGUGAGCCUGAGAAUCGUCCAAAGUUCUUUUCCCUUUCAGGAAGACUGAAGAAGACAGUGCAGAGCUCAUCCUGCCCUGGUUGGCACCACAGCUGGGUUCAGGAUAACGGUUGUGGGAUUCUGGUGGGAAAUGAAAGAGAUGUCUGGUCAGGUGCUCUUCACAGUUAGGAUGCGCUUCUGCUGCAGAGAGAUUUACGUCACAUUUUCUUCCCCCCCCCCGGGCCUCACCUGUGACAUUAUGUGAGAUAAUUUCUCUUUACUAAAAUAGCAUUACAGGUGCAGUGUUUGAUAUCUAGAUUUGUAGAUAAAAAAAAAUCUAUGGUUUUUGGUGCUGUUAUUACCUUUUAUUAUGUUUCUUUGCUGGCUCAAAUUCAAAACAAGCAUAUAAAAUGACAUUAUAAAUUGUAUAAAACAUGAAGGAUUUUGAAUAAGCCUGUAAGCCUAGGGAAGGUGGUACAGGUGUGGAAUUUUUAAAUAUUUCAGGACUGAUACUGUCUCCUCCUUUUCUUUAUGGAAUCUGGGAAAUAUUUCCCGAUUUUUGUUAAAAAACAUUUAAUUAUUUCAGUAUUCCAAUAUUUAUUAUCUCUGACUCUUUACAAAAGAUUGCUUUGAACAUAGGAAGAAAUUCUAUAUUGCUUUCUAAUUAUGUAUGGAAGUUUUAUGUAUAGCAAACUAAUUUCUGGUAAAUAAGACCAUUAUGGUUUUUUUUUUUUUAAUUAAACAGGAUCUUCAUUUCCUUAUGCUUAAAAAGAGUUAUUCCCUAAGUUAUCUGCCUGUGAUUUUUCUGUAGUUUUUCUAGCCAUUCCCUAAAAACAGAAGACAAAGUAUUUAGAGCUCCUUACCAAUUUUUAGUGGGUUUUUAAUUGAUGGCUUUAUUAAUUCUGCAUCCAGUGCCAAACAAGUGGGGUUGAGCGUAAAAAUGUGAACAUGCUGGUUAAGUGUUUGGAAUAAAUCAUUUGUCAGCCCUUUCAACUAGAGUGUCUCUUUUCUUAUGUAAACAGUAUAAUUUGUACAAUUCUCCUUCAAGUUCAAUACCGACUUGCCUCAUACAUUCCAUGUUACUUUGCUGAUCUAUACACAGGCUUUAGCACUCUGGAGGGGGGGGCACAGAACUUGUUAGUGGAAAAUCAUAUUAAGCCCCAAAUUCAUGAGCGAUAAAAUAAAAGACAGUUGUCUCUUAUGGAAUUUUGGCUGCCUGGAAUUCUGGAUUUUCUUGUUGGCAGACUUAAAAAUACUGGUGUAAAUCAGGACCAAAUGGAUAUCAAAAUUCCAUGUCCUAAUAGUAAUCAUUGAAUUGGCUUCCAAAACAGAUUCCUGGGCAAAGAAAGGGAAAAAUGCUGGAUCUUUAGGGAUUUGACCAUUUAAUUGUUUUUAAAAAUAUGAAAAUGUACUAUACACCACUGGUAUGUGGACAUAUUUAGUCUACAAUAGAUGUCCAAUUGAGACAGUUCCUUUACCCCGCCCUAAGCUCUCCAGAAGUCACAGUGAUGAAAACUGAUUAUUAAUUUUAAAGUUAAUUCCAUCCAAACAUAGGCUCUGUUACUUUUGGUUCUCUUGAUUAAGUACAAAAACUAAAAUAAAAAGCAAGACAUAGUACAUAACUACAGAUCUGAGUUCAAAGCCAUGGAUUACAUGGAGUAACUGAUACUGCUGGGUUCACCUCUGAUAGUAUAGACAAGCUCAGGGGAUUUGUCUCCACAGUAGUAUAAAGCACUUUGCCAUAGCUAAGGGGAUCCAAGGUGAGUGGCUUUGCUUACGGUCCAAACCAGGUAUUCCACAUGCAACACCAGCAUCCCAUAUUGGAUUACUGGCCCAAGACACUGCUGCUCUGCUUCCAAUCCAGCUCCACUCUAAUGCACCUGGGAAGGCAGCAGAAGAUGGCCCAAGUGCUUGGGCCCCAGAGACACAGAUGGAGUUCUUGGCUCCUGGCUUUAAUUGGGCACAACCCUGGCCACUGUGGCUAUUUGGGAAAUAAACCAGUAGAUGUUAGAUAUUGCCCUGUCUCUGUAACUGCCUUAACUGCCUUUCACAUAAAUAAAAAAUUUUUUACAGCUUUGUUUAUUUGCUUGAAAGAGUUGAGGGAGAAAGAGUUCUUCCACUUGCUGGUUCAUUCCCUAGGUGGUCCCAACAGCCAGGGCAGGAACCAGGGGCUUCAUCCAGGUCUCCCACGUGGCUGCAGGGGCCCCAAGCACUUGGGCCAUCUUUGGCUGCUUUUGCCAGGCCAUUAGCAGGGAGUGGGGUCAGAAGUGAAACAGCAGGGACGUGAACCAGCAUCCAUAUGGGAUGCCAGCAAGUGGCUUUAUCUUCCAUGCCACAGAUAAAUCAAUGUUUUAAAAAAUGAAAAGCAAUGGUUUUAGGAGACAGGUAAAGAACUAGAAGAAUAAGGAUUUGAAAAAGCCAGGUUAACGUAUAAAGUCUUUGCCGAGUCCUCUGUCCUUCAAGAUUUGCCCUGGAAGAAUCCAUUCUUCAUUUUUAUCCCUCCCCCAGCCUUUCUCGCCAUUGUGUGAAAAAUUUAUCGAGUUGUGAACCUAAAUAUAUUUGACAAUGCACUAGAAUAUAUUUGACCCUGAAAACUUGAUUUAUUGCAUUUUUUGGUUGUUUUGUGUGUGUGUGUGUUGGCAAAUUUCAGAAAGAAAAAGUAAAUAGAGUUAUCUUGCCUUAUAUUUCACUUUCUAUAACUUGAGCAUUUUAAGUAGCUGAUUUUGCACAUUUGAGCAAGUAAAGGAAGUUCAGAAGACAUUUGGAAUAGAAUAUGGACUUCUGGUAUCUAAUCUUCUUGG